CAAACUAGAAUGUGCCAGAAGGAGCUGCUGCUGUUGUUUAUCGCUUCUUCCACUUUUCCUGUUUUUUUCUGAUUCUGACAACACAUGGAAACACCUCAACUCAGUGCACAGAGUCUUUUGCGUGUAGCUUAGAGUAAAAAGCUGCAGAGUUAACCAACUAUACGAGCAGGUUGAUUCAGGCUGAAGAAAAUGUGCACCAAAAGUGAGUUUCCUUCGGCAAACUGGAUCUACACGAAGAUAAAACACCGGGGGAAAGUUUCUAAGCGGAUAUAAAGCCUGUAUUAUCGCUGGAGGACUCCUCGGUGAGGAGGAGGCUGGGCCGACAUGAGGCUGUUUGACCGGGGGAUGAUGAUGCUGCUGACCACAGCCGGAGCUUUCUGCGCAUUCAGCCUCAUGACCAUCGCGGUGGGCACGGACUACUGGCUGUACUCCCGUGGGGUGUGCCGCUCCAAGAACCUGAACGACAACGAGACGGUCCGCAAGAACGAGGAGGUGCUGACCCACUCCGGCCUGUGGAGGACCUGCUGCACCGAGGGGUCUUUUCGGGGCGUUUGCAAAGACAUUGAUCACUUUGCUGAGGAUGGAGACUAUCAGCAGGAUGCUACAGAAUAUUUACUACGAGUAGUUCGAGCCUCCAGCCUCUUCCCUAUCCUCAGUGUGGGAUUAUUAUUUCUCGGAGGUGUGUGUGUAGCGGCCAGCGAGUUCUACAAGUCACGAUACAACGUCAUCCUCUGUGCGGGUUUACUCUUUGUCUCUGCAGGUCUCAGUAACAUUAUUGGCAUUAUUGUGUACAUAUCAGCCAACUCAGGGGACCCCAGCCAGAGCGACAACAAGAAGAGCUACUCCUACGGCUGGUCUUUUUAUUUUGGGGCUCUGUCCUUCGUGCUGGCUGAGGUGGUGGGCGUCCUUGCAGUGCACGUGUUCAUAGAAAAACACCGACAACUGCGCACCAAAGGCCGGCCGUCCAUCAAGAAGCCGCCCAUUUCUCGCAGCUCGUCUUACCUCCGCAACCGUUACUACCAGAGACGCUCCAGCAGAUACAGCUGCAGGAGCGCCCAGAGUGCACGGGACUCCAUCUCACACUCCUUCAGAGCGUCCUUAAUGCGAGAUCGGGAGCCGUCCAUCUGUGCUGAAUCCAAAUCCAUGGCAGGUUUACCCAUAGCGGACUCAGAGUUCUUGAUCUACUCCUUAAACUCGUCUCUCAAGGACGAUAAGAUGGACAUGGCUGUGGAUGAUUUGACUUCUCUGGCUUCCCUCAACAACACAGAGAUGCUGCCUGAAAACUGUGCUUCCAAUAGAAGGACAACUCCUGUGUGAGAGGAGAGGAAGUGAAGGAUGUACAGAGAUGAAACACAAGAGGAAUUUUCCUGGGACGAGAACAUUAAGAGAAAGUCCUCUCACUUUUGUUUUGAGGAAACAGAAAAGGCUUUAGAGACCAAAAUAGGCUGGCAUAGACUUAUCUGUCAGAAAAUUGUGAAAUCACAGUUCUCAGAGCCCAGCAUGACAUCCACAAAAUGUCCUGUCUGACUAGUUGACAACAACUUAUAUUCAUUUUACAAAAUGUUCUUUGUCUAUGCUAUUACAGUAGCUAUAUCCACAGUGUAUAGGCUAUGUAGUGUGUGUGCUAAUAAAUGGGUGUAAUAUUAUGAACGUAUGUAUGUGACAGACAGUCAUGCCGAGAGAGACGAAGAGAAGGAGCUGUUUUUGAAAUAAGAAACUAUCAGAUAGAAAUGACAGGACACAUACAUCUGGGAAUGACAUACUAAGUCCUGUUCCUGUCCUGCUUUUUGUGGACCUUAGAUCAAAAGGGAAAACGUAAUCAAAUACAUUGAUCUCUCUCCAGCUGUCUCUCACGGUUUGUAGGUUUGAGUGUAUUGUGUCUACUGUCAGCUAAACGUGUUGCCCUUAUUACAGUUUUGUCAUCAAGUCUUUGUUUACAUUAAAUAAAGCUUAUAAAUUAAGA
This is a messenger RNA of Gymnodraco acuticeps, 1963 nucleotides long. It is a transcript of the gene cacng3a, whose product is annotated as voltage-dependent calcium channel gamma-3 subunit. Gene Ontology annotation, cellular component: postsynaptic density membrane; AMPA glutamate receptor complex. Gene Ontology annotation, biological process: neurotransmitter receptor internalization; positive regulation of synaptic transmission, glutamatergic; regulation of AMPA receptor activity. The transcript is spliced from 4 exons. The record is from RefSeq and is a predicted model, not a curated record. The coding region runs from base 325 to 1317 and encodes 330 amino acids. Lineage: Eukaryota; Metazoa; Chordata; Actinopteri; Perciformes; Bathydraconidae. Gene Ontology annotation, molecular function: voltage-gated calcium channel activity; channel regulator activity.